This is a messenger RNA of Dioscorea cayenensis subsp. rotundata (Guinea yam), 2061 nucleotides long. RefSeq names its product protein RFT1 homolog. NCBI's taxonomy places the organism in Eukaryota, Viridiplantae, Streptophyta, Magnoliopsida, Dioscoreales, Dioscoreaceae. The record is from RefSeq and is a predicted model, not a curated record. Gene Ontology annotation, biological process: glycolipid translocation; dolichol-linked oligosaccharide biosynthetic process. Gene Ontology annotation, cellular component: endoplasmic reticulum membrane.
GAACAGACGGAUCCGACCCGAUUGCCGCGUUUCAUUCUUCUGCAUCGGCUCCGCGGGAAGCCAAAAACCAAAACCCUUCCGGGAUAAUGGCGGCCGACGGCGGCGGAUCUCGGCCGGCGGUGGCCGGCUCCGCCGAGCACAAUCUUGCUCGCACCUUCAAGUACCUCAUGGCCACGCAGCUCUUGUCGAGAGGAAUCCCGUUUGUUUUCAAUUCUUGGAUCGUCAGGCACCUCACUGAAAUUGAUUACGCGAUUUAUGCAGUGCAAUUUCAGCUUUUGGUUACGUGCAUCCUAUUUCUUAGUCGGGAGGGAUUUCGCCGUGCAUGCCUACGUAUGGAUUUUUCAUGUGAUGGUGCAACUUUGGAAGAAAAUGCAGCAAGGCUACUGAGAGUAACUUGGAUGACUUUCCCAAUUGGCAUAUUCUUCACUACUAUCACCUGCUUCUCUCUCAUCUUGUUUCAGAAGCGUAAAUUUUCAGAUCCAUAUGCACAAGCUAUAUUGAUUCAGGGAUUUGCUUGCAUAUUAGAGUUAUUGGCAGAACCCUUGUACAUUCUUUCUCAAAAUCUGCUUCUCCUCAAACUGAGGUUGGUAGUUGAAAGUGCAGCUACUAUUCUACGUUGCAUGACAACCUACACUCUUAUAGUGCAAGGAGCUAACAUGGAAAAAGAGAUCAUAUUUGCUUUGUCUCAGGUGGCAUAUGGUGCCUGUGUGUUCAUUGGAUAUUGGACCUAUUUCCUUACUUUCCGUGUCAUAAAAUGUUCCAAUCUUUUCCCCUUAAGGCCAUGGAUUCUUCUGGAUGAGGAUAAACAACUACGGCAUAUGUGUGCUGUAUUUACAGGCCAAUCAUUUCGAAAGCUAAUACUGCAGGAAGGCGAGAAGUUUGUUCUUGUUGGGAUUGAUACACCCUAUAACCAGGCCGCCUAUGGCCUUGUGGAUAAAUUAGGAAGCUUGGUAGUAAGAAUGGUGUUUCUUCCUUUCGAGGAAAGUUCUUUUGCUACUUUUGCUAAAUUAGCUUCAGGGAAAUCAUCCCAGCAGGAUAUGAGGUUAGCAAAUGCCCUAGUGGAUGCCCUUAAGCUUGUUCUAUUAAUAGGCCUUUUUGUUGUGGCUUUUGGUCCAAGCUACUCAUAUAUUCUCAUCCGACUACUUUAUGGCAAAAAUUGGAGUGAUGGCGAGGCAACAAUGGCCCUUAGGUGUUAUUGCCUCUAUGUCAUUUCGUUAGCUAUGAAUGGAACAUCUGAAGCAUUUCUUCAUGCAGUUGCAAAUGAGAGUCAACUUAAGCGUUCAAAUUUUUAUUUACUCAUGUUCUCUGUGGUUUAUGUUGGACUUAAUGUCAUGCUGAUCAAAGCAGCCGGAGCAGUGGGGUUGAUUGCUGCAAAUUCAUUGAAUAUGAUCCUACGAAUUAUUUACUCAGUAUUUUUCAUCAAGAACUAUUUCCAGGGUUCAUUUUCCUUUCAACGUUGCUUGCCAUCAGGCUGGAUACUUCUAAUCAUUUCUGGAGCCAUAACACUCUUUUCUGGAGAUAAUGUUUUUAUAGGAAAUAACUUCUGGCAGACUAUGUUAAUUCAUCUCGCAGUUGGUGUCGCUUUGCUUUAGCCAUCUCCACAGCUGUAAUAUAUCAUCGUGAAAAGCGUUUCAUCAUGAAUAUUAUUCGGACCCGUAAACAUGUUGACUGAGAAAGGAUUGCUUGUUACUUAUGGUAAGUGUUCAAUUUCAGAGCCAGCAGGUACCUGCCGUUUGUAUUAUUGUAGUAACUUUUCAGUGGUUAAUAACUGUUUGUUCCUGAAAUUCUUCCAGUUGAGGUCUUAUUAAUUAUUGACAUCUGAAUUAGAAAGAUGUUUUGAAAGAUUAUUUUUCGAAGAUCUCGGAGUUUCCGUGGUCAGUGGUCACAGUUGAUAACGCAGGAUUAGACCAAUGAAAUCAUAAUGAUAGGAUUGUUCAAAUUCAUAUAUCAUAUUUAGAUAGUAUGGAGGAGGAAAUGUGAACUAUCAGUAUGGUGAUUCUAUGUUAUUCUAUGUACUUAUUUAAUUUGGUAUUCUAUGUUUAAUUUGAGUUCAAUAUUUUU